UCUGCCUGCGGUCCUACUAUUUCCAACAACUGUGAUUUUAAUAACAAAAGGCAAGGGAAAACGCAAAAAGUAAUGGGGAAUCAAUUGGGACUUCACAUGAAUAGCGAUGACGAUGAUGACUUUGACUCUUCUGACAACGAGCUGGGCAUUAAUGUGAUUAACUUUACCGUAAAUGCCAUGGACAUGGAACUGCGCUCUGAUUACUUCAAUCAUGCGCUGCCAGUAAUAAGAAGCAAACCAGACCUGGUCAAAUUUCAGAGCACCGACAUGUACAAAGAGAUCAGAGCUUCCAGUGGGCUGGUAAGCCAUCCGGAUUAUCGCUGGAAUCUAGUGCGUGCCCUUCAGCAGAGAGAAAAUGGGUUGGCAUCGCCCCACAGCGCCUCGUUUUCCAAGAACCAGCAGCGCUACAUUUCCAAUCUUUACAUACCAAAUAAGAAGUCCUCGCGUCUCAUGUCGCUGGACUCCAAAAUCUUUGUGACCAAGUUCAAUCGCACAGGCAGCAAACUGCUGACCGCCUGUCAAGAUGGCUUUGUGCGCAUUUACGAUGGUGCCAAGGGAACCUAUCACCUGCUCAACCGAAUCCGAGCCCGCGACGUCGAGUGGAGCAUCAUCGAUGCCGAUUUCAGCCCGAAUGGUCAACACUUUGCCUACAGCACCUGGUCCCGCUCAUUUUUCAUCAUGCCCGUGAACGGGGGCGAAGACGACUGCCAGUGGAUCGAUGUUAAUGGGCUGCCCAACCACAGGCUGGCCAUUUUCUCGCUGCGCUACUCACCCACGGGCGAUAAGAUCAUCGGCGGCAGCAAUAACGCCAAUGUCCUCGUGACCGACAUCCGCACGCGGACCACUCAAAUCCUCCGUACGCACCGCAUGCCCGGCACCGAUGUAAACUCGGUGUGCUUCCUGCACGACAAGGACCCAAAUGUGAUAAUCGCCGGCUGCGACGACGGCCUGCUCAAAGUGUACGACCUGCGCACCACUUUCCGUUCCCGUGAGCUGUCCAAAUCGGUGGCCUCCUUUAUCGGCCAUUACGACGGCGUCACCUACAUCGAUUCGCGCAACGACGGCUACCACGUGCUGUCCAAUUCCAAAGACCAAAGCAUCAAGAUCUGGGACAUGAGGCAGCCCAGCAAUCUGCGCAACCGCAGCCGCGCCAGACAGCAGCAGCUGGACCUCACCAUGUGGGACUACCGCUGGAAUCGCGUCCCGCGCGAGUUUUACAAUCCCCAAAAGGCGCUGGAUGGGGAUGCCAGUAUAAUGACCUACCGCGGUCAUCGUGUUACUAAAACCCUGUUGCGGGCAAAGUUUUCGCCCCUGGAGCAGACAGGACAGCGUUACAUUUACACGGGCUGUGCAACGGGACGCAUUAUAAUCUAUGAUGUGCUUACUGGUAAGAUUAAAGAGGCUAUUGAAGGACAUAGAAAUGUGAUAAGAGAUCUGGACUGGCAUCCAGAGCGCUCAGAAAUUGUGUCUGGUUCGUGGGAUACCCAUGUUCACCUGAACAACUUCAGCCGCAGCAACGCCAAUCGUUCCCUCAAGCGAUCUCACAGCUCCGAUCAGGAUAUGAAGCCCUUGCGACGGUCAUGCCGGCUGGCGAAUCGAAAUGUGACUCCAGACUAGUUUUAAUGUUAUCGUAUUGACUAGCUUGUAAGACAUCCCCACUGAUAUUAACUUUAACAUUCAUUCAUAAACGCGUGCGUAGACAACGGGAACGAAUAUUCACCACAGUCGAACCGCACUUUGGUUCUAUGAAAAAGACUGAAGAAUAUGUCACAGCUUGAAAUGUUUAGUUCAGUUUAAUUAAUUAUCUUGUUACACAUUAUAAUGUAAACCAUGAAGCUUACAAACUACCUACUUAAGUUGUUUAUGUACAAAACAAUCUUAAUUAGAAUCACGUUGAAUUAUAUUUCGUUUGCUAGAACUAAA
Molecule: messenger RNA, 1923 nt
Organism: Drosophila rhopaloa
Lineage: Eukaryota; Metazoa; Arthropoda; Insecta; Diptera; Drosophilidae
Product: DDB1- and CUL4-associated factor 11
Exons: 7
Coding region: 73-1617 (514 amino acids)
Biological process (GO): proteasome-mediated ubiquitin-dependent protein catabolic process
Cellular component (GO): Cul4-RING E3 ubiquitin ligase complex
Molecular function (GO): protein binding
Source: RefSeq, a predicted model, not a curated record